AUGGCCUGCGAAUCGUGCAGGCUACAAACGCGGACGCUCCUCCGGGCAGCAAUUCGCGCGUCCGCCGUCAGAGCCGCCCCGGCAAGGACCCUGAACCUGUCGCGACCGACAAGCUCAUCACAGCCUGCACCCACCCGAUGGUUCAGCAACACGCCCCAGAGAAGGAUCCUGGGCAUGGGAACACUAGGCGAGUCGUAUCGGGUUCUUGGUGCCUCUGAAAAGCUGUACAAGAUUUGCGCGCAGCCCGCAGACUACCACAUUUCCGAGGAGGCACGCAACAACGACCAGGUCGAGAGGUUAGAAGACGGCGAGGAGUUGGGCACGCCUAUCGAUGCAGGGAAUGUGUGGCACAAGACCCGCGUCCGCUGCUUCGAGCGCGACACCUUCCGUAACUGGCAGCAGCAGCUCGUCGACCAUUUCUUCUUCGACUGCGAAAAGAAGAUGCACCUCGAUCACAACAUCACCUCGAGCGCUCUGCGCCAGCGGUACCUGAAGGAUAUUUUCGUCCAGUGGCGCGGCCUGCUGCUUGCGUACGACGAAGGUCUCAUCAAGGGCGAUGCUAUCCUUGCGAGUGCCGUUUGGAGAAACUUGUUCAAGGGGGCGCCGGAGGUUGAUCCGAGGUCGUUGUGCGCGAUUGUCGGGUGGAUGAGGUCGAGUUUGGCGUCGCUGGAGGCGGCGAGUGACGUGGACUUUCCGCAGAAGGCGGGUGAUAUUUUGGCAAGGCCGGUGGACGUGUUUUGGAGCCGGUUGGAGGAGCCGUUUAAGAAGGCGUUUGAAGGGGAAGCCAAGAAGAAGAAUGGGGAGUGA
Messenger RNA from Metarhizium brunneum ARSEF 3297, 807 nucleotides. The record is from RefSeq and is a predicted model, not a curated record. Lineage: Eukaryota; Fungi; Ascomycota; Sordariomycetes; Hypocreales; Clavicipitaceae.